AUGGCACCAAGCCCAAAUUUUGAAUGGCCAUCCUACACCAAGACCGUCCACCGCAGUGUCUAUCCAGCAAUUGAUCCGGCCCAUCCGGCCAACUCCGCAGCUGGUAAAGUGGUCGUUAUCACAGGCGGAGGCUCGGGCGUAGGAAAGGGCAUAGCCCAAGCCUAUGUAAGAGCCGGCGCCAAAUCCGUCACGAUUCUCGGCCGUCGCGAAAACAUUCUUCUGGAAGCGAAGAAAGACCUAGAGAAAUCCUCUCCAAGCACCAAGAUCCUGACAUUCACAGCCGACAUCCUCGACGUCAAGGCUCUGGACAACGCUUUUGCAACGACUGAGAAAGAAGUUGGUCCUAUUGACAUCACCGUCGCGAAUGCGGGAUACCUUCCAAGUCCUGGCGCGAUCACGGAUGACAAGCUGGACUUGGAGGAAUACAUGAGCUCUUUCGAUAUCAAUGUCAAAGGCACGAUCAACACUUUUAGAUCGUUCAUGAAGCAUAAGUCGUCCCAAGGCGAGCCAACCUUCAUCUCCCUCAACACCGGAGCAGCUCACGUUCCACCCUUCCCCAGCGGAUCUUCAUACGCGGCCUCAAAAUCAGCUCAGGCUCAGGUGGUCAGUGCUUUUCAAACUGAGAACCCCGAUGUGAGGGUCGUGCAGUUCCAUCCUGGUGUCAUUGAGACAGAAAUGUUUCACAAGUCUGGUGUGCAAUUGACUCUGGAUGAUGUAAGUCUGCCGGCGUCUUUUGCGGUGUGGUUGGCGAGUCCGGCUGCGAGCUGGGUCAAAGGAUUGUUUUUGUGGGCGCAUUGGGAUGUUGAGGAGUUGGAGACGUGUAAGGAUGAGAUUCUGGCGGAAGGACAUUUAAAAUUGACUCUUGCGGGAUUCCCGAAUGUGGCGAAACCUGUUGUUGUGGUGUAG
Molecule: messenger RNA, 906 nt
Organism: Pseudocercospora fijiensis CIRAD86
Lineage: Eukaryota; Fungi; Ascomycota; Dothideomycetes; Mycosphaerellales; Mycosphaerellaceae
Exons: 1
Coding region: 1-906 (301 amino acids)
Cellular component (GO): cytosol
Molecular function (GO): oxidoreductase activity
Source: RefSeq, a predicted model, not a curated record